GGAAGGAAGGGAGGAGGAGGAGCAGCGCAGUCUGCACAGGCUCUGCCGCAGUUUAAAUUAAUGUCAACCUGCCUUCGAGCCGGGAGAACAAACCAACGCUGAUAGCGAAAGUACAGGCUCGGAGCAACCUGCUGCAAGCCGUCCGGACCCAAACAUGACUCGGCGGCCGAGAAACAGCCUGCACCCAGACCUUCUAGAAUGACUGGUUCUCUGUCGGCCUCGACACCUGAUGAGUUUAAGAGUGGGCUUGUUCCUUAUGAGCUCUUUUUAAAGAGAUGAUUGGAGAGUAGUUUAGCGUGGCAAUAGACAGUGUUUACAGUAGCGAAGAGGAUGACGAGGAGACAGAGAUGUAUGAACAUGACUAUGACGGAUCACUGGUCAAGGCAGGGAAACGCCACCUCGGCAAAACACGCUGGACACGAGAAGAGGAUGAGAAGUUGAAGAAACUUGUCGAACUACAUGGAUCUGAAGACUGGAAAAUCAUUGCAAGUCUGUUACCUAAUCGUACAGAUGUGCAGUGCCAACACAGGUGGCAGAAGGUCCUCAACCCGGAACUCAUUAAAGGGCCCUGGACCAAAGAGGAGGACCAGAGGGUGAUCGAGCUGGUCCAGAAGUACGGAGCCAAGCGCUGGUCGGUGAUCGCAAAGCACCUGAAGGGAAGAAUCGGCAAGCAGUGCCGCGAGCGCUGGCACAACCACCUGAACCCAGAGGUCAAGAAGACCUCGUGGACCGAGGAGGAGGACAGGAUCAUCUACCAGGCGCACGAGAAGCUGGGAAAUCGCUGGGCCGAAAUCGCUAAGCUGCUCCCUGGCAGGACUGACAACGCCAUCAAGAACCACUGGAACUCCACCAUGAGGCGAAAGGUGGAGCAGGAGGGCUACCUUCAGAGCUCGUUGAAGAACGGCGGCUCCUCGCUCCCCCUCGGCCACGGCUACGUCAAGUCCACCGGUCACAUCAUGAGUUACCACCACUCAUCCAGUCACGCACAGUUGCCUCCUUUGUCGCCAAUCAACUACUCCUACCUAGCUGAAACACACAGAGUGCCUUUCUCAAUGGCCUUCAACUUCCUGAACAUUCCCCAGCAUGGAACCGCUGCUAUACAAAGACACUAUUGCGAGGAAGACCCUGAGAAGGAGCAGAGGGUCAAGGAGAUCGAACUGCUGCUCAUGUCAACAGAAAAUGAGCUGAAAGGCCAGCCGUCACUACCGAUACAUUUGUCCUAUCCCAGCUGGGCCAGCCAGAGCUCUUUGAUCGGCAGCUCAGAUGGGGCGAGCAUGUCUCUACCUCAUCACCAGGCGGCCGCCCCGGCCCCACCUCUGGACCAGAGCUGCCUGCCCGAGGAGAGCGCCUCCGCAGCACGAGCCCACGGCAGCAACGGCACCAGCGGCGACAACGGCAGCCACCACAGCAGUCCCACGUUCUCAAACGCAAUGCCGGACUUCAUGGAAUCGGUCAUUGAUUCUUUAAUCAGCCAGUCAAUGAGCCCCGAACACUCUGAUGACAGUUUACGAAUGAGCUCGCCUGUGGACUCCAAGCCUCUCAUUGACCACUCUCUCAGGCCCCACAAAGGAAAUGAACUAUUCCGAACCCCAAACAUUCCUCGAUCGAUCCUGGAGUCAUCUCCUCGUACACCCACACCUUUCAGAUCGACGCUGGCCCUUCAAGAGGCCAAGUACGGGCCACUCAAACUGCUGAACACCACUUUGGAGCAGCAGAUGGUCGAGUCCAUCAAGCAGGAGCCGAUGGAGUGUCCCAUCGAGCAGCCUCCUCUUAAGAAGAUAAAACAAGAGGUGGAGUCCCCGUGUGAGAGGAGCCCCUGCAUGCAGUGGGAAGGCCAAGAACUCAACACACAGCUCUUCUCCCCCAACGGUCCUGCGCAGGAAGUGCCUGAUCUACUUACCAGCUCGUUACUGAGCGAGGACGGACAUAAAACCUACCACCUCCCUCACAGAGGCAUGACCAGCCCGCUACAGCCGCAGCAGCAGCUCAGUUCCUGGGAGCAGGUGACCUGCGGGAAAACAGAGGAGCACCUCCUGGCUUCGGAGCAGACCCACAAGUACAUCAACACUUACCCUACGAGGACACUGGUGAUGUAGGGAGGGACAGGCGUUGAUCUGGAAACGUCAACACCCCCUGCUCUGGACAUGGCUCUGGGAUUCCAUUUUUUAUUUUUUUUGUGGUACAACAGUUGGGAAAGGCUUUACGCCACAAGUGUUUAUACACUUAAACUUGUUGGAUUUCACCCAACCAAAGACUAAACCUUUUUUAAAAAACCUUUUUUUUUUUUAAUAGAAUUUGACUUGGGUUUUUAUAAACGUGCGUCCUUUCUCCUUUGGUCUUGACUAUGUAUUAUUAUCAUUGUUGUAUUAUAAAUGGGAAACGGUGACUAUGUUUGCAUUGGGCUGUAUUAUUAGUUACAAAUUUUGAUAUUAAUAUAAAGAACAAGUUGAUUAAUUUAUUUGUUUUUUUUUUUUGUUUCGUUUUUCUAAUGAUGAUGACUUUACUGUUGUUUUUAUAAUUGGCCAAUGGAGCAGUGUUGUAAUUUUAAGUAUUUAAGCCCUGUUAGCAUUAGCAUAACCACGGUAAUGAUUUCAGAACUGACCUCUGUAUUUCACUCAUGAAACUGUUUUUUUCUUUCCUUUUUUUUAUUAAGGCUGAAUGAGUCUUCAAAAAAUGUCAUGUUUGAUCUAUGCUGCCUCAUGUAAACACUUAAUAAGAACUGCUACGCAUGUUCUUAUAUCAUUAUUCAAACUUUGGAAAGGGGCUGCCCAAAGUAGUAUUACCUGAUUACCACAUUGCCACCUUCAUUUCAUCGACUUUCAUUUCAAAUUUAUUUUUGGCCUUCACAGUAUCCUGUAUUUGGAAACGUUAAAUGAACAAAUGAAUAAUAUUGUGAUUAUAUGUAAUGUGUGUGUAUAUAUAAUUAUAUAUGCAUACAAAGACACACACAAAAAGAGGGUGAGACUACACUAUAUAAACAUUUAAAGAUCUCAAUCAUGCUUCAGUGUGACACCACAGCUUCACCCAGUAAGAGUAAUACCAAGCUGCACUUGAAUUUUAUGUUCCCCAUCAAAAAAUGAGUAGUAAACACUGAGAUUUCAUUUUAUACUACAGACAAAAGCCCAGUGGAAACUUUUGUAUCAUUUUUUUUUCAAUGUUUCUGUCAAUAGUUUUGUAUUGUUUUGUAAAGCAAACUCCAUCAGCAUUUUAUACUCUUACAAAGUCUGCAUUAGCCCAUGUCAAACACUUAGCAGGCGACCUUUUCAUGUUUUUAAUGCCUUUUUGAUAACAGCUUCAGAGCAACAAUCUUUUUUAUAGAAAUCAUUUAUACAUGCCAAGUUUUCAUGGUUUUUUUUAUAUACUUUUCUAUACCGCCUAGCAAAUAAAGA
Cololabis saira (Pacific saury) is the source of this 3389-nucleotide messenger RNA. RefSeq names its product v-myb avian myeloblastosis viral oncogene homolog (gene myb). Gene Ontology annotation, molecular function: RNA polymerase II cis-regulatory region sequence-specific DNA binding; DNA-binding transcription factor activity, RNA polymerase II-specific. The record is from RefSeq and is a predicted model, not a curated record. Gene Ontology annotation, cellular component: nucleus. Bases 348 to 2096 code for a protein of 582 amino acids. Gene Ontology annotation, biological process: regulation of DNA-templated transcription. NCBI's taxonomy places the organism in Eukaryota, Metazoa, Chordata, Actinopteri, Beloniformes, Belonidae. The transcript has 16 exons.